GUAACUGAUUCCAGCCACGACAGCCGAAAUCAAGGAAGCAGCCUUCACAUAAAGAGAAAAAUAUUCAUCGAAUAUAAAAAUUUGACACCUAAAAAUAGAAGUUUAUUUAAAACGUUGCUUAAAAUUAGCACGAGUUUCUGGCGCGCGGAAAAAGCUUUUCUGUCGUUUUCUUUGCAAAAAAAUCUCGAUACAAUGAAGUAUAUAUUACUAUCAAAUGGUAGUGAGUUACCCAUUGUAGGUUUAGGUACAUGGAAAACAGAACCGGAAGAGGUCGAAAAUGUUGUUGAAAUUGCUUUAAACAGUGGAUAUAGACAUAUAGAUACUGCUUUCAAUUAUAAUACAGAAGAACCGGUUGGUAAAGUAGUAAACAGAUGGAUUUCUUCAGGAAAAGUUCGAAGAGAAGAGCUCUUUAUAACAACGAAACUGCCUGUUUGGGGAAACCGACCAAACGAUGUCGAAAAAUAUCUAAAGUUAUCACUAAGUCGAUUAAAUUUAGAUUACGUAGAUUUAUAUUUAAUGCAUAUGCCAUUUAGUUUUCACAGUAAUAAAGAUAACUCUGCUCCAUUGGUUAAAGAAGACGGUACAUUCAGUUUGGAUAUUGAAAGUGAUAUUACAGCAACAUGGAAGCAAAUGGAGAAACAAGUCAAGAAUGGUCUAACAAAAGGAAUAGGUAUGUCAAAUUUCAAUGAACAACAGGUGAAGAAGAUUCACAAUGUAGCAGAAAUAAAACCAGUAGUUUUACAAGUUGAGCUUCAUGCUUAUUUACAACAAAAGGAAUUGAGGAAAGCGUGCAAUCAGAUGGAAAUUACCGUGACAGCUUUCGCCCCGUUAGGAAGCCCAGGGACAAAUCAGCAUUUUACUAAAAAAUAUAAUUUUGCAUUUGAUAAUUAUCCAGACAUUUUGGGCUUGCCAAUAGUCCAAGAAUUGUCAAAAAAGUAUAAAAAAACUCCUGGACAAAUAUUAUUGAAACACCUUAUUCAACAAAAUAUUUCCGUUAUACCCAAAAGCAGCAAUCCUGAAAGACUUAGAGCAAAUAUUGAUUUAUUCGAUUUCAAUUUAAGUGAAGAAGAUAUGCAACAAUUGGAUGAUUUAGAUCGAGAAGAAUCUGGAAGGAUAUUCAAUUUUCUAUUUUUCAAAGGAGUGGAAAAACAUCCUGAAUAUCCUUUUAAAUAAAUAAUCCAUAUAUAAAUUAUUUUCUUUUAAAUGUAGAUCAAUGUUGUAAUACAUUGUUUCAAAAAUA
Messenger RNA from Diorhabda carinulata, 1240 nucleotides. Its product is annotated as aldo-keto reductase family 1 member A1-like. Gene Ontology annotation, cellular component: cytosol. Gene Ontology annotation, molecular function: aldose reductase (NADPH) activity. Bases 193 to 1173 code for a protein of 326 amino acids. The transcript has 5 exons. Lineage: Eukaryota; Metazoa; Arthropoda; Insecta; Coleoptera; Chrysomelidae. The record is from RefSeq and is a predicted model, not a curated record.